CAUGCAUGACAGCCAAGGAGAUGUGGACUUAGCACCAUUUAUGAGGAAGGAAAGACAAAAGGGAUCUUAAACCGAAGGGAUAUCCGGAGAGAGGAGGAGGAGGAAGGUCCGAAGAGGGGAGGGGAGAGACAGCCCUUUGCUCUCCUCCAUGACCCCCUUCCUCUUACCCAGAGCAGCACAACAAACCUAGAGCCUUCCAGUUCUUGUCAUCCCCUUAGCUGCCUUUGAUGCCAUGGGGAACAGUUUCUCCAGUAUCCCAGCAAUGCCUAGGGGCAACCCCAACCGCUUCCACAGGGUCCAUCAUCAACAUCUCAAAGAUUCCAUCGGUGGACCCUUUCCUGCUUCCUCUCAUCGAUACCACCACAAGCAAAAGCACUGUCUACCCAUCUCACAGUGUGGCACUCUCUCUGUCAGCCCACUGCUUUUCCAUCCUCACACCAAGGGGUCACAGAUCAUUAUGGAUACUACUCAGAAAGUGGUCAAGCGACAGGCAAGUUUCUGCAAUGCAAUCACCUUCAGCAACAGGCCAAUAGUCAUCUAUGAGCAAAUUAGGCUUAAGAUCACAAAGAAGCAGUGUUGUUGGAGUGGAGCUCUUCGACUGGGAUUUACAUCCAAGGAUCCCUCUAGGAUUAACCCAGAAACUCUGCCCAAAUAUGCAUGCCCGGAUCUGGUUUCUCAAAGUGGAUUUUGGGCAAAGGCCCUUCCAGAAGAGUUUGCAAAUGAAGGAAAUAUCAUAGCGUUCUGGGUGGAUAAAAAGGGACGUGUAUUUUAUCGCGUGAAUGAUUCUGCUGCCAUGUUGUUCUUCAGUGGGGUAAGGACAACUGAACCAUUGUGGGCUUUGAUUGAUGUCUAUGGACUCACUCGUGGAGUGCAACUAUUAGGUUCUACUCUCAUGGCUGAACACCUGGCGCCAUCAGCACCAAGCUCACCCACUUCAUCUCCCACUUCAUCUUCCAUUCUUUGCAAUGAGGUUUCUGAUCCUGUUCUAUGUAUAUCUGGUUCUGGCCCACUUGGCAGCUCACUCAGUGGUACGGCUCCAAACUCUCCAAUCAGUAUGCCAGAAUCCCCUCUUUCCUCUUCCAUCUCAGGAUCUUGGAAUGAUGAGUGUACUAUCUGCUAUGAGAAUAUGGUGGACACUGUGAUUUACUCCUGUGGACAUAUGUGUCUGUGUUAUACAUGUGGGCUUAAACUAAAGAAGAUGGCUAAUGCCUGUUGUCCUAUCUGUAGACGUGCAAUCAAGGACAUAAUCAAAACCUAUCGCAGCACUUAAAGUCGCAUGGCAGAAGGGUAGGAACUAGGAAGAGGAUCUUCAUAAAACUUAACCAGGACAAGGAAGGUGGGAGGAAGUGGUUCCCUUCUUUAAAUAUGUAGCUAAUUUUAAAUAUGUAGCUAAUUUUGAAUGUGGUUAACUGUGGGUACAGCCUUCUCCCACCUGAAAUUCGAGGGCUAAAAAUAUCUUCUUUCCUUGGCAUCUAACAAAGUGCUCCUGUGAACAUUUAAUAUGUGUAGCCAGCAAGAAAGGCUGGAUUUCAUGUCUUGGCUCUCCAUUGCAUUUUUGCUGUCCCUCCUUCCUAGUUGGAUGUUACAAGGAUCAAAGGAAAAAAUGUGAAAUAAGCAGAUUUUCACGUUAGGUUAAGUGAACUAAAUGAAUACUUGGAAACAAGAAUAGAAUAAGGACAAAUCAUUUCAGUGCUAGAACUACCUUGAUGGGCAAGAGAGCCUCACAUAGGAUUUCCCCCCAAUUUUCCUAAUCAUAUCAGUGGCUGCCAUAUUCUAAAAAUAAUUAUAAUGCAGCACAUGCUGCUACUAUGAAAGAUUAUGCUUGGAUUAGUUUUUCUAUGCUGUGCUGUGCACAGAGGGCCAGCAGCUAACCGUUGACUUUGAUUCUACUUAUUGUAGCUAUCCUCUUCUACUUUUUCAAGGCAGAAGCUGUUCAUAUCUCAGAAGCAUGUUAUUAGUUCCUUCUUUAAUCACUUUCCUCUUUUACUUUUAUUUCCGAAGUUCAUUACACUAGGAAGUGGUGCUUUGGGAAAAUAAUGGCAGAUGAUGUCAAAGCCAUAAGGAUGAAAGUUGGAAAAGUUUUAUUUUUAAUUUAAUUAAUUAAAUUAAUUAAUUAUCUAUCCCAGGUUUGAAAGGAAAGAAAAUGAUCAGUUGUAUAAUCUUUUGCCAAAAUGAAUGUGUGUUACAGAGCUGGAUUUAUAUUGUUGGAAGGAAAAGAAAGCAGGACCAAAAUGGGUUUUAUUUUUUAUUUGCCUCAUUGAUUUAAUGAAGGAUUCAUAUGAGAAGAACAGGUGAAGAAUAUGUUAAUUUCACUUACUCAUAGAACCAUAUGUAUCCUUGGCAUAAUUGAAUUCUUGGAAUUUUUUUCUGUCUCCGUUCACAAGUAAUGUCAUAUUUUAUCUUUCAUUUUCAAUAGUUCAUUGUUUUCUUGUUUUUAGCUCUUCCACUUAACAAAUCUUAAAUCAGAAAUUGCAUUUUACAAUUAAUAUAUUCCAAGUGAGCUAACUAUGUCUGAGAUGAUUGAUUGAAAAAUGACAACAAUAUCAUACCCUAGCUCACAAUUUCAGUUCCCCAAUAUUGACAAUGCAGGUUUAGAGGGUGAAUAAUUAAAUUAAGAUAGAAAUCUAAGAAAAAAUAAUAAUUGACAUGCCAUUUUUCAUCCAGUCCAAAUAAUAGUGUUUGUGCUGAACACUUCUAGUACAUAUUUUACAGCGCAGAGAUUUUGCUGAACUGUAAGGUUGACAUAUUUUAUAAUUAAGGCGAUGCUGCAUAGAACUCCCCCUCCAUUUUAUAUGAUAAAUUGGACCUCAGGAUUCAAGAAGCCACAUUCUCUACACAUUGAUAUCUCAGUAAGUAGAGAAACUGUCAUUUGGGGUUUUUUUCGUCAUCUAUGAUUGUGGAGGACUACCCAAAUCCUCAAUUAAUUUUGUCUAUCUUUGGGCUUCAAAUUACAAUAGCCAUGUGGUGUUUAACAGAAAUGCUCAACUCAUACUAUGCUAGUCCUAUAACUCCACUGUAUGAAAUUAAUUCAAGUGCUGGAUGGUUGUUACAAAAAUCACCUUGAAAUUUUGCAAGCACACAAUUACUUAAUAUUGUACUCUGGGAACCAGCAAGGAUCUUGUCAGUAUCACUAUGAUCAGAGCUAGACAAUUGGUGCCCUACAGAUAUUUUAGAUUUUGAUUUUCAUCCAUUCUACCAAGAAUGGCCCAAAACAAGGAACCAUAGCAACUGCUGGCCCAAAUAUCUGGAGGUUAUAAGCUUGCAUCUUUGGUCAUAUCCUUAUAAAGGGAACUAAUGUGCAACCAGUUAGGUUUCAUGCUACAGUUCAAGUCCUAUGUAGAUGGAAAACUGGUUUAAUGGGGUGAGAAAUAUGUGCCACCCCAGACAUUACCAAACCACAAUUAGUAGCAGCCUUUGGCCAGCAUGACUUAUGGUAGUGGGUGAUGGAUUUUCAGUAACAUUUUCAGGGUUCUAGAUUCUUCUCACCUAUGUUGCCAUGCAAGAAACUUGUUGCUAAACUAGUUACAAUUCUAAAAUGGAAUAAUUAAUUGUAAAGUGUUUGCUUGUUCCAGGAAAUUCUGAAAGGAUUGAGUGCUAGUUUUUUUUU
Messenger RNA from Ahaetulla prasina, 3607 nucleotides. Its product is annotated as E3 ubiquitin-protein ligase NEURL1-like. The coding region runs from base 233 to 1270 and encodes 345 amino acids. Gene Ontology annotation, molecular function: ubiquitin protein ligase activity. Gene Ontology annotation, biological process: negative regulation of Notch signaling pathway; nervous system development. Gene Ontology annotation, cellular component: postsynaptic density; plasma membrane. The transcript has 5 exons. The record is from RefSeq and is a predicted model, not a curated record. NCBI's taxonomy places the organism in Eukaryota, Metazoa, Chordata, Lepidosauria, Squamata, Colubridae.